GACAAUGAACAACUUCUAUGACCUGCAACCUUCCUCUCAUGUGACAGUCAUGCCACUGCACCAAGACAAAGUUCACUUUGCCGUUUCCUCUCACUCACAACCAGUUAAGAUGACCUUCCAGGCAGUUGCUCUCAUCUGGCUCGGUCUCCUCAGCCCUGCAUCUGCUCUCUACAAGCAGUGGAUCCCAGAUACCAACUAUGGAAAUGCUACAAACUGGGAUAAGGGCUCCGUUCCAUGUGGGGCUGAUAGAGUGUUCUUUGCAGCGGAGAGAAGAGUGUCUGUGUAUGUGGAGACUGUGCACUCGGUGCUUGAGAUGAGGCUGCCAGUGGACGGGGAACUGAUCCUGGCCUCAGGAGCCGCUUUUGUGUUGUCCGACGGCAGCGACCCAGGCUGCGGAGGGGGAGUGACGGCUAGGUUCAAGGACUCUGAGAGCCUGAGAUGGUUCAACCCAGAGCUCUGGAAGGCAGCAGCCACCUGGGAUGACCUCCAGGCCGGCCGCUUCCUGUUCUCCGUGCACGAGGAGAGCGUGCCAUGCCUGCAGGACGACGUGGUCUUCCGCCCUGCCUCCUCAUUCCGGGUGGACGUCUCCUCCAGCCAGCAGGCGGUUCCUGUGAGGAGCGUCUCCAUCCAGGGGCAGAAGUUCAGCAGCGGCUCAUCCUUCUCCCAGUACCUGACCUCUCGCUCGGGCAAGCUGCAGUUCCACGGCUCCUCCUCGCCGGUUGUCACGCCUCCUAGCUGCAACGACGCAACGGGUUGUGAGUGUGGGAACGCAGCCAAUCACGAGCGGAUCUGUGCCAGCAUCACAUGCCCCGAGUUAGCCUGCCAGAGGCCCCUUCUCCCGGCGGGCCACUGCUGCGACGUGUGUGGUGCCAUCGUCUCCCUGCAUGUCUCCGGGGCUUUUAACCUGGAGUCGUACCGCCAGCGCCUGCUGCACCUCAUCCUAAACAAGCCCACCUAUCGCUCCGUCAGGCUUGGCCUCUCUAAGGUGCGGGAAGAGCAGAGGCUGUUGGGUUUCGUUCUCCGCACGUCACAGCCAAAGAUCCAAGUGCUGCUGGUGGAAGAGAAUGGGGAGCAGACCAGCCGGCUGGCGGAGGCAGCAGCCAAAGACAUCAUCUCAGAUGCCCGCUCUAACAGUGGCGAUCUGGGCAUCGAGGGGGCGGAUGUAGAGCUGUCGUCUGGCAAUGCAGGUGGUGCGGGGGCAGGUUUGGUGGUGGGGGUGGUGUUUGCCGUUCUGCUGGUGGUGGUAUUCCUGGUGGGUGCGGGGGUGUUUCUACACCGCCGUGGGACCAUUUCUCUUCCCAGUCUGCCAGCCAUGCCCUCCAUAAGCUGGAGGAAGAGCAGUGAGGUGGGUGACCUGGACAGCCCACUUGACCACGGCUUCGAUAACCCCAUGUUCGACAAGAACACACUCAUGCCCUCUGAGCCAGGGCUGUAUGGGGAGAGUGUAAACUCCAUCUCAAUGACUCAAACAGGAGUUCACUUUGUCAACCCUGCUUAUGACGAGACUGACUUUAAUGCAUAAAUCACCAGAGCCCUGCAGAAUUCUCAGUCACCCUUCUAACAAAUAUGAUCAGAAAGUACAUUUUUAAUACAAUAAUUAUUGUUUGAACCCAAAAAAAUGGUCUUUCAUGAAAGAAAAUGUAUAAUCUACUGAUUAGUAUGUAAAAUAUUCUUUAUUGUGGACAUAAAAAAAUAUUAAAACAUUUGAAAAAGAA
Clupea harengus (Atlantic herring) is the source of this 1715-nucleotide messenger RNA. RefSeq names its product amnion associated transmembrane protein (gene amn). Gene Ontology annotation, cellular component: endocytic vesicle; apical plasma membrane. NCBI's taxonomy places the organism in Eukaryota, Metazoa, Chordata, Actinopteri, Clupeiformes, Clupeidae. The record is from RefSeq and is a predicted model, not a curated record. Gene Ontology annotation, biological process: intracellular protein localization; receptor-mediated endocytosis.